UGCAUCGAUUGCAGUGGCUUCUAUUCACUUGCUCAGCCGCCUAGUAUGCAUCUUCACUACCAACCAUUGACACUUCCCUCGUCCCUGGUCGACUCAACCCUGUUGAGAUACGCCAACACCUCUCUGCAGACGACCACAGAUGCCGGUCCAUCUUCUUCACCGGCAGGGCAACAGCUGGUAGGUCUUGUAUUGCCCAAAGAUUGA
Messenger RNA from Protopolystoma xenopodis, 204 nucleotides. NCBI's taxonomy places the organism in Eukaryota, Metazoa, Platyhelminthes, Monogenea, Polystomatidea, Polystomatidae. The record is from the annotation of a GenBank genome assembly.